Mesocricetus auratus (golden hamster) is the source of this 1045-nucleotide messenger RNA. RefSeq names its product aralkylamine N-acetyltransferase (gene Aanat). NCBI's taxonomy places the organism in Eukaryota, Metazoa, Chordata, Mammalia, Rodentia, Cricetidae. Gene Ontology annotation, molecular function: aralkylamine N-acetyltransferase activity. Gene Ontology annotation, cellular component: cytoplasm. The record is from RefSeq and is marked provisional. Gene Ontology annotation, biological process: melatonin biosynthetic process; response to light stimulus; circadian rhythm.
AGAUGCCCAUGUUGAGCCCCCACUCCCUGAAACCUGACACCCUGCACCUGCCACCUGGGACCUCGGAGUUCCUAGGCUGCCAGCGGCGCCACACACUCCCUGCCAGCGAGUUCCGUUGCCUUACCCCCCAGGAUGCCAUCAGCGUGUUUGAGAUUGAGCGUGAAGCCUUUAUCUCUGUCUCCGGUACCUGUCCCCUCUACUUGGAUGAGAUCCGACACUUCCUAACUCUCUGUCCAGAGCUGUCGCUGGGCUGGUUUGAGGAGGGUCGCCUUGUGGCCUUCAUCAUCGGCUCACUUUGGGACAAGGAGAGACUUACUCAGGAGUCACUGACACUGCACAGGCCUGGAGGCCGCACCGCCCACCUGCACGUCCUGGCGGUGCACCGCACCUUCCGGCAGCAGGGCAAGGGCUCUGUCUUGCUGUGGCGAUACCUGCACCACCUGGGGAGCCAGCCAGCCGUGCGCCGGGCUGUGCUCAUGUGCGAGGACGCACUGGUGCCCUUCUAUGAGAAAUUUGGCUUCCAGGCGGUGGGCCCGUGCGCCGUCACCGUGGGCUCCCUCACCUUCAUGGAGCUACAGUGCUCCUUACGGUGCCAUGCCUUCCUGCGCAGGAACAGCGGCUGCUGACCCAAGCUGCCCACUCGGCCACGGAGAGGGUGGGGAGCAGCAGGCUUGGGGUUCCUAAUUCCCACGCCACACCCUCCUCUGCCUAGAGCCCAUCCAAGUAGAGCUGGCUAGCAUGAAGGGAGAGACGGCAGCCGCCAGCUGGAGUGCAGAGGUAAGGAUCAAUGCAGAGGGCAGGAGGUGGCCCUGCCUCAGCACAGGCUGCCAUCUGUCCCCAAAGGACCUCUUGCAUUCUGAACUGUGCACAAAGCCAAGACCAGGAUGGGAAACCAGAGCGGUGGGAGGUCUGUCCCCACACACUUCUGCCUCUACCAGCUCUGUUUCCGCACCCCAGUGCAGCGCCCUGAUUCUUGGGGUCCUUGCUCUCCCCAGACUGACACCCCUUCCUGGAUCCUAACUGGGAAUGAGGGCCAGCCAGGAGC